AUGUCUGUUUAUUCCUGUAAUGUAAAAAUCCGUGCUUUGGGAUUUGACGACCUCUUGGAAAGCAAUUUCUGCCUCCUGCUUAUUGUGGAAGUGUUUUCUCUGCAAGAAGUUGUCGAGAUACUUGAGGAAGUGGUAGUUGGGUUUUCAUACCCAGACGGAGAGCUCAUCUGCCAACCUGUCUUUUCAGAGAUGGACCAAAACCCAUCUCCAUCAGAAUCCUCACCCACAACACCAAAGAUGUCUAUCGGAAGACUUUCCCCACAACAAGAGUCUUCAGCUUCCAGUAAACGGAUGCUCUCCCCAGCAAAAAGUUUAGACAUUGCCAUGGAAAAGCACCAGAAGCGAGCCAAGGAUGAAAACAGAGCUGUCUGUGCGACAGACACGAGACCGCUGGAAGCAGGGGGUUCAAGAGCUCCUGACGGCAGCAAACAGAAGAAGCCUGUGCUGGUGAGGCAGGUUUGCACCACGGAGCCCCUUGAAGCUGUGACGUGGGAGCAGGAUGUUUUUCCUCACCCUGAAGUCAGUACCAAGGCUCUUCACUUGACUGACGUGUCACCAGCUGAUAACUUGUCAUCAGGACACUGCAAGCCUGUGGCUAGAGAACCCAUGAAAGAACUGCAGGAAUUUGAAAGCAUCCCGUCAGCCGUAUUGCUGAUGCCGACAGCUGGAAGCCCAGCUGUGCCUGCAGAGAAAACUCACAUUUCUCCUUUGGAAUCCACAGACAACCGCCCAGAAAGGAAGUCUCCAGGGAUUAAAAAUCCAGGCGACAAAGCAAACGUCCAGGAACAGAGUCAGCCUGCGGCCACGACUCCUUCCACGUGUGAGGCUGGCGACACACAGCUGUCUGUGUCCUUCCCCAGCCUGAAGACGGCCACCAGCUUCACGUGGUGCUACCUGAUGAGACAGAGGGCCUUGCACCUACCGCAGACGGACCAGAAAACCUCGGCCUACACCAACUGGGCCGUGAGCGCCAGUGAUCCAAACCCACUCGGCCUGCCAACCAAAGUGGCUCUUUCUCUCCUGAGCUCCAAGCAGAAGACCGGAAGAUCUCUAUACUGUCAAGCAAUAACCACCCAUUUCAAGUCAGACUUACUGGUCUAUUCAAGCAAGUGGAAAAGCAACUUAAGCAAGAGAGCAUUAGGUAAUCAAAAGUCCACAGUAGUUGAAUUCAGCAGUAAAGAUGCCUCUGAAAUUAACAGUGAGCAAGAUAAAGAAAAUUCCUUAAUCAAAAGUGAACCAAGAAGAAUUAAAAUAUUUGAUGGAGGAUAUAAAUCAAAUGAAGAGUAUGUAUAUGUCCGAGGCAGGGGAAGAGGAAAGUACAUUUGUGAAGAAUGCGGAAUCCCUUGUAAGAAACCUAGUAUGUUAAAGAAACACAUACGAACCCAUACAGAUGUCCACCCCUACCAUUGCACUUACUGUAACCUCUUUAAGACUAAAGGAAAUCUGACCAAACACAUGAAGUCCAAGACACAUAGCAAGAAAUGUGUGGAUUUAGGCGUCUCAGUAGGUUUAACAGAUGAACAAGAUACAGAAGAAUCAGACGAGAAACAGAGGUUCAGUUUCGAGCGGUCUGGAUACAACCCCGAGGAAUCCGACGGCGAGGAAUCGAGGACAACGAGGACAAUCGAGGACAACGAGAACGAAAACGAGGAGGAGGACGAGGACAGCCAGGCCGAGUCGGUGCACCUGCCGGCCAGGGGUGGCCCUCGGGACCCCGCGGGCACGGACGAGGACGCCGGCGCCCCCGAGGGCUUUCCCGGGGGGCCCGCGGACCCGAUGGACGUGCUGCUGAGGGCGCUGCCCACCAAGAUGUCGGUGCUGAGCGCGCUGCAGUCGGACCCGGGGUCCCCUGGGAGCGCUGGGCCGCGGGCGACGUGGAGGUCCCCGUGUCACCAGAUGUCUGUGGACUACCCCGACCCCGAGGAGAUGCUGAGCGGCUCUGCAGCGGGAAAGGCUGUGGCUUUAACGCAGGGCCCACCAUGCCUGAGCCUUCCUCCUCCCCCGGCGUCUGAGCGCAGCCCUCAGCCGGGAGGGGCUCCUCCGUCCACCGCGCCUCGGCCCGGCGCCCAAGAGCAGAAGCCGCAAGCCGCCCUGCCUCCGCCCGCAGGCCUGCCUUCUCCGCAGACGCACCUGUUCAGCCACCUGCCUCUGCAUUCCCAGCAGCAGUCGAGAACACCCCAUAACAUGGUUCCCGUCGGGGGGAUCCAGGUGGUCCCGGCCGGCCUCACCUACUCCACCUUCGUCCCCAUCCAGGCCGGGCCAGUGCAGCUCACCAUCCCGGCUGUCAACGUCAUCCACAGACCGCUGGGCACCCCAGGGUACUUGAGCGCGGAUGUGCCAGGAGCUGCCAGCCCCGCGGGCGUGGCCGAGCUGAGCAGCGUGGUGCCCUGUAUCCCCAUCGGCCAGAUCCGCGUGCCGAUGCUGCAGCCCCUGCCAGCCUUGAGCAUGGAGACCGUCAACAUCGUGGGCCUGGCCAACGCCAACCUCGGCCCACAGGUGCGCCCGCCAGGCCUGGCCCUCAACGCCGUGAGGCUGCAGGUGGUGGCCGCCAACCCCGUCUCCCAGAGCAGCCCCGCGCCCCCCACGCCCAUCCCGGGCCUCCAGAUCCUGAACAUCGCCCUGCCCACGCUCAUCCCCUCAGUGAGCCAGGUCCCUGUGGACGCCCAGGGCGUCCCCGAGAUGCCCGCUCCCCCAAACAGGUCUCCUCAAGAGGCGCCGCUCCCGCAGCAUUCUGCUGGGGCGCAUCCUGGCGGCGGGACCCCAUCCCCGCAGGGCUCACCCGGAGUCCAGCGGGAAAGUGCACAGAAGGGUCUAGAUCCGUCUGCUCCGGCCAGAGACGAGGCCAGGCGGGACAGCUGCAGUCCUAGGGACGCGGGGAAGGGGGCCCCAGCGAAGCCCCGGCACGACGCCCCUGGCGCGCCCUGCAAACCAGCCUCGGCGCCCCCGCCCCCGCCGGGCCGGCCGCGGCUCCCCCUGGACCCGGAGGGACCUCGGCCGCCGAUCCGGAGGCCGGUCACCCAGUUCAGCGACGUGAGCAGCGACGAGGAUGAGGACAGGCUCGUGAUCGCCACCUAG
This is a messenger RNA of Dama dama (fallow deer), 3075 nucleotides long. Its product is annotated as zinc finger protein 40-like. Gene Ontology annotation, biological process: regulation of transcription by RNA polymerase II. The record is from RefSeq and is a predicted model, not a curated record. NCBI's taxonomy places the organism in Eukaryota, Metazoa, Chordata, Mammalia, Artiodactyla, Cervidae. Gene Ontology annotation, molecular function: DNA-binding transcription factor activity, RNA polymerase II-specific; RNA polymerase II cis-regulatory region sequence-specific DNA binding. Gene Ontology annotation, cellular component: nucleus.